AAAAAAGAAGAUAAAGAAAGAAAGACAAGCUCCUCAGAUAUUCAGUCAUGGAAAAUUCUUUCUCUUUCCCGGGAAAAUUCUGCUUAUAUUUUCUCUGAUGGGUUACUUGAAUUCUCUUCAGUUUUCUCGAGAAACAAUCAAAAGGGGGUACAUCGUUUGUUAAUCGCAAUUUCAUUUUCAUCAAAGAUCUUCCAAAAUCGAAGUUAGAUUAUCCUAAUUUAGUUCGUUUGGAAGAAACAAGUGUUUGGGGUUGGCAUUACAAAUUUAUUGGAAUGCAAAACUGAAAAACUUCACUUAGUGACUAAUAUUUCUGAGAAUUGGAGAGAAGAAAUGGAGAAAAUAUGCGAAUUCUGCACAGAAUCGAGGCCAGUGAUUUACUGCAAGGCCGACGCAGCCCACCUCUGCCUGUGCUGCGACGCGAAAGUCCACUCGGCCAACGCACUUUCAAGCCGGCAUUCGAGGACGAUACUAUGCGAUCCUUGCAGAUUCAGACCAGCUAAGGUUCAGUGGUUAGAUCACCAGAUGUUUGUUUGUGGGAUCUGCGAUGCCGCCGCACCCCAUGACCCCUCAUCUCCGAUUCAAAAGCGCGCCAUCGGAAGCUUCAUGGGGUCCCCUUCCGCUAAGGAUUUUGCAGCCUUGUGGGGUUUCAAAUUAAGUGGUGAUAAUCAGCUUUUUGUGCCAUCUUCAUCCUCUGGUGGUUCUGGUGACUCCAAUGUGGUGAAUUUGCUCACUGCUAAGCAUGAAGUUGGAGUAAGCAAUCAACGAGUUAUGGUGUGCAAAAUUUGGAUUGAACUCACUUGGUAUGUGAAUCUAACACUUUUUUUUUUUUUUGUUUAUCAGAAUCAGAGAAGCAUUAGUUUUAUUAUGCAUCAGAUUAUGGACUUGAAAAAGCUUCAGCUCACUCAAGGAGGUAACCCUUCACCUCAAGGCCAAGCACAAAGCAAUGUAGCUUCUUCAAUCCGUCAGUAUGCAAAGAAACAAAAUGAAAACCUUUCGAACCCUUCACUGAAUUCUCAAGAUAGUAGUAGUAGUCCAUUUACAGAGCUGAAAUGUGACCCUUUCCCGUGUCCAUUUUCUCAACCUGAUCAUUCUCCUUUAUCCUCAAAUGUUGGGCUUCCUUUGCAUGGAGAACCCUUGUGGCAAUGCAGAAGUCCAGUUCAGAGUAAUCAGUUAUGGUCCCAAAAUAUGCAAGACCUUGGAGUAUGUGAAGAACUUGUUUGGGAAGAUGAUUUCAAUAUUCCUGAUGUGGAUUUGACAUUCCGAAACUUUGAAGAACUUUUUGAUCAAGAUCCUAGCAGAGCAUUGCUUAACGAAAAAGAUGAAUCAUACUCUUCUAUAGACAAGGGUUUGUUUCUUGAUAAAUUUGAUGAUUCCCACUCAAGAAUAAUGGAGGAGGCUUCAGUGGAUUUCUUAGUUUUGGACUUGGAAAGAGACAUGGCAAGUCAUAACAAAGCUCAUGAUGAAGACAGCUCUGCUAAUCAGCCUAGCAUGAACUAUUAUAUGCCAUGCCCAAAUCGACCAUCUUAUUCAAGCAUGUCUCUUUCUGUUUCGAGGUUCAGUGCCGAUAGUGGCGGCGGUGGCGGUGGUGGCAGCGGCGGCAGCGGUAGCCGUGGUGAUUCAUUGGACAGUGGCCUUUCCCCUUACAUUAGAGGAGAGUCUUCCAUGAAUUAUCCUGAUUUUGAUUUUGAAGCUAGGGAAAAUGCCAAGAUGAGGUACAAAGAGAAGAAGAAGUCUCGAAUGCAUGAUAAGCAAAUUCGAUACCCAUCUCGAAAAGUAAAUGCUGAUGUGAGGAACAGGGUGAAAGGGCGUUUUGUGAAGAGACAAGGGUAUGACUCCAAUAGUGUCGACGUGGCACGAAGUUAUUAAGAAUUUGUUGUACACCAACUGUUCGUAGAAAUGCCUCUGUGAAUUAGUACUAGUCCAAAAUUAAUAUUGACCCAAGAAUUGUGUACUAGUCCCCAUGUUUAUAUUAUAUGAAAUCAAUAUUUGAUAUCCAUCCAAUUCAUGGAUGA
Molecule: messenger RNA, 2012 nt
Organism: Humulus lupulus (European hop)
Lineage: Eukaryota; Viridiplantae; Streptophyta; Magnoliopsida; Rosales; Cannabaceae
Product: zinc finger protein CONSTANS-LIKE 10-like
Exons: 5
Coding region: 331-1866 (511 amino acids)
Molecular function (GO): protein binding; zinc ion binding
Source: RefSeq, a predicted model, not a curated record